CUGAUCCACAGUGGGAAAUGUGCUGACACACAGCAUGAAGAAAAUAUUCAAUUUCAAGAAAAAGAAGGGCUCCCCCAGCCCUUCUGAGACAGGGAGCGUGUUGUCAGCCAGCUAUGAUGUGAAGGAGAAGGACCUCGGGAAGGUGCACAAGGCUGCAUGCAGUGGAGAUGUGGCCAAACUCAGACAGCUGGCCAAAAAGAAUGAUUUGAAUCAGCUGGAUAAGGAAAACAGAACUGCACUGCAUAUCGCUUGUGCCUGUGGACACACAGAUGUGGUUCAGUUUUUGGUGGAGAACAAAGUGAAGCUAAACUUAUGCGACAAUCAGAACCGCUCCGCCUUAAUGAAGGCAGUACAAUGUGAGCAGGACCGCUGCGUGUCUUUGCUCUUGGAGCAUGAGGCUGACCCCAACCCUGUGGACAUCAAUGGAAACACGGCACUGCACCUGGCCGCCCGCAUCCCCUCCCCAUCUAUGGCACUGCAGCUCUUAGAGCACUCGGCCAACAUCAAUGCUAAGAACAAGGAUGGUAACACACCUCUGAUGCUAGCUUUGAUGGAAAACCACCCAGACAUGACAGAGCUUUUACUGAAAGAGGGAGCAGAUGUUAAUGUGAAGAACCAGGAGCAACGGUCUGCGUUGAUGAUUGCAGCAUGCAAUGGACAAAUCAGUAUGGUGCGUUUGCUUCUGCAAUAUGAUGCUGACAUCAUGGUGAAAGACGACAAGGGAUGGUCUUCUGACGAUUAUGCCAUCAUGAAUGGACACCAUGCCUGUUCACAUUUGAUCAUCGAGCAUGGAACAAAGAGAAAAUCUCUGCAGUCUCCGUCCCAUUUAGCUGCCGACAAAAAGAACCGGGGGUCCAUUCUGGGAAGUGCCAGCAGUUUUGGGGUCGGUUUGCCUCUAGGAUUACCAGCUCUGGAUAAAGAUGCAGCAGGAGGCUUCUCUGCAACAGCAGGGAAAGAUACCGAGGACAGUUCCCACACAGACUCCAUUAGCAGGGCAUCAAAAAGUGGUGUUGCCGAUUCCUGGCCUUCAUCAGAAGAGGAUGAUGAGUUAGAUUUGAGUCCAAAGAAACCAAAAGUGAACUUAAAGAAGCUUAUAAGCACCUCUAAAAGGGAAAAGAUAGAGGUCAUUGCCAAUCGGGAUGCAGAUAAAUCCUGGAGCGGAUCAGAGUCCGAGCCAGACAGUGAAGGCGAGGCUGCAAAGUACCCACCGCUUUCCAGACCUCACCCCUUCAGCAGCUCCUCCACCCAACCCCCUGUAGCGCCCUCACCCGCCUCUUUACCCCACCCACCCCAGAUGAGCUCCAUCUACCUCAGCAGCACCCUUAAGGAGGAAGCCUCCACAGAGGAUGAAAAAGAGGAGGAUGGAGAAGAAGAAGAAGAGGAGGAGGAGGAGGAGAAGAAGAAGAAGAAAGGACUAGAUAAAAUGUGUGAAAAGGCUAAAGAUCCUCAAAAUGUUAGAACUUCAAAAGGAAAUGAAAGGGAUUUUCUUUCAGAGUUAGGCCUUGAGAAGGAAGAUGAAAAUGACGAUUCCCCUUGGGAUUCAGAGUCUGGUUCUGAGAGCCUAAGGAAAAAUCAGCAGAGUAGUCCACACAAUCAGGCCAAAUCACAUAGAUCCAUGACCAGUAUUUGUGAGGAGAAUCUUGAAGUUUUAAGAAAUGAUGAGGAUGAUGAGAAAGAGACGGAAACAGCAAUAUUGCCCAAAGUGAUGAAAAGGGAGCCAGUGUCUGUUCUUAGUAAGCUGAUGGAUUCAAAGGAAGCUGAUAAGAAAACGGACCUGAUGGAAGAACUUGGUUUGGGAGAUGCUGAUGAUCUUGAAGAUGCUUCGGAUUGGGACUCCGCCAGCAUCACCAGUAAGGCCAGUAAGAACUUUCCAGUUUAUAAGCUGGAGGAAGAACCCCUCUAUAAAAACCCAGCUGCUCCUAUGCUACCCAUCACACCCCAGGUGCACGACAUAGACGCCGGAGAACAUAAAGAAGCAAGUCCAGAGAGAAGCAAACCCACAACCACACCACCUCUACCUACUCCACGAUUUCUAAAUCCAAAUGCCAGGUCAAAGCCGCGACCAUCGCUACGACUGUACCUAGACUCAAACCAAAGACCGGAGAGUGAAGAAUCAGACUGGGAUACAGACAACUCCAGUCCAGCCAAGAUAACAAAUUCACUGCCAAAUAUCACUGAACUUGAUGCAGCGGAUGAGGUUGAUGGUGACAGCAGUUCUGACGCAAGUGAACAUUCAGAUCAGGCAAGAGAGGCAUUACACGCAUCUUCAAUAUAUGUAAGUACCCCGUAUAACCAUGACACGUUGGAGCUCCCAACCUCUCCUGGAGAUGAGGUGAGGAGAGAUGGGGAGAAUGAGGAGAAUGCUAGUGAGGUUUCCUGGGAGGAUCGUUAUGAGAACAUUUGGGUGGAGAACGAAAAGAAGGAAACCAAAUCCCAAUACAGAAAUGUGGCUGCUGAACUUCAGGAGCGAUUUGGAGAACUGGAACACAAGGAUCCAGGUGACCAUUCUGAACAGGAACGAACAGAAGGACAUCAAGGUGAUGGGGAGGUAGAGGUGGAAGCUUCAGAAGUGAAGGAGGCAGAUGAUGAAGACUCCAGUGAGGAAGAGAGGGAGCCAAUAGUGCAUCCCACAGCCCGGGUGAGAAGUGCCUUACUUUUGCCCAUACCUGAGCAGAGAGAGUCAGGCCUGGAGGACUCGCAGUCCGAGGAACCUUCCAAAACUGCACAACACACAGUUAGUGUUAAUGUCAGCGAUGCAGAACUUUAUCAAUACAACCAUUCAAAAGAUCAACAUGGCCCUCACAUCCAAGAACCAAUCAGGGAUGAGGUCUCAGAUCAGGGAGAUUUCUCCACUUGUAGCAGAAGCAAAGAAAAUGAUGGUGAUGCCAGUAGGAGUCACCCAGAAUCUGGAUGUGACUUAGAUGUUAAACCUGAAGAAGCCAAGGCUAACGGAGGUCUAUUGCUUCUAGCUAGUCAGCAGGUCCCACCUAAAAUUCUGGAAGUGUCCUCUUCCAACUCUGAAGAGGUUGAGGAGGGUCUAUCAAAGUCCAGACAUGAGGGUGAGAAAGAGAAGGCCAGUGAUAUGAGGGGAGAAUCUCAAAGUUGUGCUUUCUGGGAUAUUGGAGAAUCCAGAGAACGAGCCGAACUUGACCAAGGAAAAGGAAGGAAAAUUGACACCAACUCUGGCAACCCAAAACCUCAACAGGAAGGGAUGGUUGAUGUCAGAUCAUUGGGAAAAGAGGGUAGUAGAAGAUCAAGAAGCACUGACAGACCACCAGCAUGUGGUGAGGAAGAUGAGGAGAAAAAGAAAACUGUAUGUAGCCAAGCGAGAAAUCUCCAUGUAGUUGCCCCCCAACAGAACAAAUCCUCGCGACCUGCCGUCCACCAUAAUGGAGACCUUGAGUCUGUCUUUGACGACAGUACUUUAAGUGACCUGUCGGAGGAGGAUAGGAGGUCUCCAUCUUCAAGGCAUAAGAAAGAGCAGACUGCUGGAGAGUUGGAGAUGGCAGAUGAUUUUGAAGAUCUCACCCAAUCUUCUGACACAGCCACAGAAGAGCUGGACUCUCCAGUAUCUGGAUUCCGCAACGCUUCUCUGCUCUUCAAACAGCUCGACUCAAGCUAUCUAGACUCUGUUAGUGUGGUGAAGCUACAGAAUAUGUUUCAUGAGUACGAACGCACCAUCCAGAGAGAGAGAGACAGAUACAGCCGUCUGGCUGACAAGACCUCUCAACUGGACCAGGAACGCAAUGAGCUGAAGAUCCUGCUGGAUGCGAUCAGAGGCAGCAAGUCCAGCCUGGAACAUCUCAAACUGGAGCUGGAGACAGACAUGAACAAUCUCAAGUUCCUGCUGAGACAGGAGCAGGAGAAGCAUCAGAGUGCUCAGAUGCUGUACAGUAAAACCCGUGAGCAGCUUCAGAGGAAAGAGGAGCAACAGCAGGCGGAGGCCGAGGAGAGACACAAAGCUGAGCUGAGAGUCAGGAGUCUGGAUCUGGAGAUCAGAGCUCUGAAGAACAGCAUCAAACAGCUGGAGGAGGACAGAGAUGAGUCUCAGCGUCUCCUGUCUCAUGAGCGCAACGCUCGCGCUCUACAGGAGGAACUACUCAACAACCACCUGCGCAAGCAGCAUGACAUCAAGGAGGAUAACCUGCGAAACCUCAACAAGAGCAAUGAGGCCAUGUCCCAGCUAACUGAGGUUACAGAUCGUGAACGAGAGCUGCUGCAGCAAAAUCGAGGCCUUCAGGAUGAGCUGAACGGCACUCGGGUAGAGUUGGACCGCACUCAGUCUCAUAACCGGCAGGAGGAAUCAAGGCUGGCUGAGGAGAGAGAUGCCUUACGUGAGAAGCUUGAGGAUACUCGCAGGGACCUGAAACUGAGCGAAGAGGCCUUGGCACAGACCGUGUUCCAAUUCAAUGGGCAGCUUAGCACGCUAAAGGCUGAAUGCUCAAUGAUCACAGCUAAACUGGAGCAUGAGAGACAAGUGAGGCAGCAACUGGAGGUUGAGGCCGAGGCGAGCCGGGGGCGACUGCAGGGGGCGCUACAGGAGGCAGAGAGAUGUCAGGCAUCACGCACAGAUGCAGAGCGCACACUUCAGCGAGACCGCGAGGAACACCAGCGCGUGCAGGAAAAGCACAUCUUCGAGUCCAACACCCAACGGGACACCAUCCAGUCCCUCUCGCAGAAUCUCGGCAAAGCCGAGGCACGCGCUAACAGCCUGGAGAACGAGUGCCACCGCAGCGCCCUGGCCAUCGCCGAGAAAGGUGUCCUGUUGGAGACACUUGCCCGGGAGAAGGACCAAGCUCUGGCAAAACUCAAAGAACUGGAGGUGGCGAUGGUGAGCGAACGUGAACAGGCCAGCCGCGCCGGAGCCAAACAGGACGCCAUGCAGGAGAGACUCGCACAGGCUCAGAGUGAGAGCGCGCUACUACGACAACGACUAGAGGAGGCGCUCAACAAGGGGACGGCAAAGGAUAAGGCCGUUACAGAUGUGCACCAGAACUUCGCUGAGAUGCUAAACCAGUUACGCGCAGACGGAGAGGAGAGAGUCCACCUGGUGGAGGAGAGAAGCAAAGAGCUGGCGAAGUCGAACGGCGAGUUGAGAGAGCAGAACUAUAAACUAGAGCAAGAGAAAGCUGAGAGAGAGAGUUCUCUGAGACAGCUUCAGCAGGAAUUGGCCGACUGUUUGAAGAAGUUGUCCAUGUGUGAAGCCUCUCUGGAGGUCAAUACGCGAUACCGUAACGACCUGGAGGAAGAGAAGAGACGCACGCUCAAAGACAUAGACCGACUGAAGGGAAAGCUGCAAGAGUCUGAGGAACAGUACGUCCAGGCCGAGAGACGCAUCAGUAACCUAAAGAGCUCACUGGAUGAAAAGGAGCGAGAGGUGUGCAGUACUGCUCAGAAACUAGAGGAGGCGCUAACAGCUUGUACUGGAAAAGAGCAAACGAUUAAACAGCUUGAAGAGGCGGUGCAGAGGUUAGAGAUCGAGAAUGCCAGACUAGAGGCUACGGCCAAACAGCAGAGCAAUCGCAUUGAGGUGCUGCAGAAGGGAGUGCAGGAGGGUACUGUGCUAUCAGAUUCACCUGGAGAAGGGGUCAAAAAUCGUUUGGAAGAUCUCGUUUCAAACCUGCAGAGCAGUAAAAUGACUCUUGAAGAGCAGCUCAACCAAGAGGUGCAGAAGCAGAGCAUGCUAUCCCAUAAUGCCCAGGAUUCGCAGGUGCUGUGGGAGGAGGAGUUAAAGAGCCGCUCGCGACUGGGACUCCGCCUUUCUGAGCUUGAUAAAGAGAAAGGAGAACUGACCAAUCAGAUGGAGCUUGAGAAGAAAAAAGCUAAAAAGCUGUUAGAGCAGAAGAAGGCAGUGGACACUCGACUGGAGCAGGAGAUGCAGAGAAACACUGACCUUCAGAAAGAAAUGUACAGGUUGAAGACUCUGGUAAAGACGGCUAAGAAGCAACUGCGCGAACAGGGCGCUGGACAGCUGGACGCUCCUCUGGGCAGCUUGAGAGGAGACAGACGGGAGACGGAGAGCGCUGUCAGCAGAAUGAAGACUAAGGUGGAUGAACUUCAGUCUCAGUACGAGCGGGAGGCAUCGCGCUGCUCCCAUCUGGAGGAGGUGAACCGGCAGUUAAAGGAGAAGCUGGCAUCUGUGAAGAGUCUGAGCCGCAGUCAUGAGCAGCUGGAGCGCAGUAACAGGAUGCUGGAGGAGGAGGUGGCCCGUAUGCGCAGACAGCUGGAGUCUGGUGUGAUGGAUCAGAGUCAGGCCGAGCAGUAUCGCCGUGAGACAGAGGAGAGAGCGCGACAGGAGAUCAAGCACAAACUAGAGGAGGUCAACAUAUUCCUGCAGACGCAGGCCGCAUCUCAGGAAGCUCUGGAGCAGAUGAAAGCCGCUAACGAGGCCAGUCAGCGCACUCAGCUGGAGCAACGCAUCAGAGAUCUGGAGAGUGAAGUUAGUCGUGUGCGCAGCACUCAGCAGGACAGUCUGGUACAGAGAGACUCCAGCCGCAUUGAACUGGAACGAUACAAACAACUGUACAGUGAAGAACUGCGCCUCAGGAAUAGUCUGGCCUCUAAACUAGAGAGGUCUAAUGAGCGGUUAGCAGAGGCCAACGCUAAACUCCUGAGCGAGAGACAGCGUAGUAAAUCUCUGCUCACCAGCAGUAUAGUGAAUGGCGGUUUAGGAGGCCCUGCUCUGGAUGUGACUUCUCUAGGCUCUGUGGGGGCGUACGGGGCAUCUCUAGGGCCCCUGAACAGGAGUCUCGGCCUUGGGUCCCCUCUGCUGGGUAUGGUAGGGGACUCACAGGGCAGCCGUGUCGAAGCCUACCUGGCAAAGAUGCAAACAGAGCUGGAGAAAAAUAUAUCAAAAGAGCUGGACUACGUCACAGGGGAGUUGGAAGGAGGUUCUGCCCGUCUGUCUCCAGUGGGCUCGGCCUCUGGCUCUCACAACUUAAACCUUAACCUGACCCUGAAACAGCCGGAUGCAGUGAGCAGAGCCACUCAACAGUACCUGGAGGUGCUCAAGAAGAACUACAUGAUUUGACCCAGGGUCAGUCCAGA
Molecule: messenger RNA, 7047 nt
Organism: Xyrauchen texanus (razorback sucker)
Lineage: Eukaryota; Metazoa; Chordata; Actinopteri; Cypriniformes; Catostomidae
Gene: aard
Product: ankyrin repeat domain-containing protein 26
Exons: 43
Coding region: 35-7030 (2331 amino acids)
Molecular function (GO): protein binding
Source: RefSeq, a predicted model, not a curated record